AUGGGUAGGACGGAUAAUGCUACAGAGAAGGUCUCGGAUCUAUUAGAACAGCUUACUGCUGUUAACAAGCUUGGUGGUGAACCUGAUUUCGACAAGCAAGUCGAUGGCUUGAAUCUUAUACUAGGCCCACCCUCUGAUGGUCUAUCAGCUUGGUGGUGGGUGCAGGCACCUGUUCUAAGGCAUAUGCUAUGGCAAUUACGGGAACCUACCUGUGAUUUUGGUGUUAGGAGACUCAUUGAGGAUGCCCUAUGCAAGUGCAGUAAUGAUAGGAGUGAGGACACUACGGUAUUGGCUCUAGUGAGGGGCCUCAUUAUACCCUGGACCAGAAAGCUCUUGGAUCAUCCCUCUGAAGUGGUGGUUAACAGUGGUAUCCGGAUCAUAGCUGCAUACUGCACUAAUAUGGCACCAUUUGCUGUAGCCCAAGGAUGGGACCGAGAGCAUAGUGGUGGUAGUAGUACUGAGGAUGAGUCUGGCAGUACUUGGGCUGAUCUACUGCAUGUAGAGUUGAUACCAUUGGCUGAACAGGGUACUUUGGAUGAUCUAUUCCAUCUACAGAAGUCGAGACAGCACAAGGCUUUAGUGAGGAUACUGGCUCUUGGAGAUGAGCUCAGCAAGUCCACUAUAUCACAUCUACUACUACCAUUAGCACGAUAUCAUAUUACCAACAGCCCUGAUGACCAUAACCUUGUAGAUGUAUCAACUGGUAUCAUGAAGCUAGCAGCAAAGGACCUUAGCUGGACCAGGGUCAUCGGCAUAUUCCGAUGGCUAGGAGGUCAGCUGAAACCGGGUGGUGUGAGCCGUAAGGGGUUGAGGAAUCGUGGUAUUGGUAGACAUGGUGUGAGCCCUGAGCAGAUGGAGAAGGCCCUUUUGAAGGGAGUAUCAGCUGCCGUACAAGGGAUAUCCCAGCGAGAUGAUCUGUCGGAGAAGAUCGGCAACCUCAAGUCCACAGUACUACCAAUGCUUAGGCGUUUAGUGUAUACCAAACAGAAGGUUGAGGAUGAAGCCGGAGCCGUUGGUAAUGAGAAGCAAGCACAUCAUGGUCGUGGGGGGCAGCAGGAUGUUUUUGUUACCAUCCGUGUGAGCAUGGUAUCAGCUAUGUUAGAGGUCCUUAGUCUGAUGGAUGCUGACGUAUUCGGAAGUGAGUUUAACAAGCUCACUGGUGUUGUGGUUGGAGGCUUACUCUCAAGGGAGUUGGAGGAUAGGAGGAAGGCUCGGGAUGCCCUAUCUCGCAUGGCAGCAGCUGCUACCAGUCUUAAGCAGAUUACCUUCAUGCUUAGGACGAUCC
This is a messenger RNA of Perkinsus marinus ATCC 50983, 1285 nucleotides long. RefSeq lists its product as hypothetical. Gene Ontology annotation, cellular component: 90S preribosome; small-subunit processome; nucleolus. The record is from RefSeq and is a predicted model, not a curated record. The transcript has a single exon. The annotation marks the transcript as partial. NCBI's taxonomy places the organism in Eukaryota, Perkinsozoa, Perkinsida, Perkinsidae.